Aegilops tauschii subsp. strangulata is the source of this 913-nucleotide messenger RNA. RefSeq names its product 19 kDa globulin. The record is from RefSeq and is a predicted model, not a curated record. Lineage: Eukaryota; Viridiplantae; Streptophyta; Magnoliopsida; Poales; Poaceae.
GCAACGUGAUCGUCUCAGUUUCAAUCUCAAUCUCUUCAGCAUCUCACCACACAACAAAUAAACCACAAUCGGAAACGCAACCACAUUUCGUACUGGAAUCAAUAUGGGUAGGUUCGUCUUCUUCGCGGUGUUCCUGGCGGCCCUGGUAGCCGUCUCCGCCGCCCAAGGCGUGCUCGAGCAGAGCCUCACGGACGCGCAGUGCCGGGGCGAGGUCCAGGAGAAGCCGCUCCUCGCGUGCCGGCAGAUCCUCGAGCAGCAGCUGACCGGCCGCGCCGGCGAGGGCGCCGUCGGCGUCCCGUUGUUUCAUGCCCAGUGGGGCGCCAGGGAGCGAUGCUGCCGGCAGCUCGAGAGCGUCAGCCGCGAGUGCCGCUGCGCCGCCCUCCGCGGCAUGGUGCGGGACUACGAGCAGUCCAUGCCGCCGCUGGGAGAAGGGCGCCACGGCUCGUCGGGGGAGCGUCAACAAGAGCAGGGGUGUUCCGGCGAGUCCACGGAGCCGGAGCAGCGGCAGGAGGUACAAGGGGGUCAGUAUGGCAGUGAGACAGGAGGAGGCCAGCAGCAGGGAGGAGGCUACCACGGGGUGACCGUCGGGCGUGGUGGCCAGCGGCAAGGACAGGUGCUCUGUCACAAGAGGCCGCAGCGGCAGCAGGGAGAAGGGUUCUCCGGCGAGGGGGCGCAGCAGAAGCCGCAGGCCGGUCGCGUGAGGUUGACGAAGGUGCGGCUGCCGACCGCGUGCCGGAUCGAGCCCCAGGAGUGUAGCGUCUUCACCGCCGACCAGUACUACUAAGCUAGCUGAUUGGUGGAUGUACUGUGUGAGCUCUGAUAAUAAGUGUGACCUGUAACCACAAUCCUCCAUGCGGAAAUGACAGUGAUAAUGAAAAAGCAAUGAAUAAUGAAAUGGAUUUACUUGCCAGAA